UUUCCUUUUGGUAAUUAAUUGAAUUUAGUGAUGAGAAAAAGUAAACAACAAUCAUUGAAGAUGAAAAUUAUAACGGUUAAUUUGUAUUCGAUAGUUUUGUUAAUAUCCAUUGUUAAUCUAAUCCAAUGUGAUGGAUGUUUUAAGAAGAAAUUUGAUUUUGAUUCUUUUGUUUGUGUAUGUAAUGAGUUUCAUUGUGAUCCAUUGAUUGAUACGAUUAAUUAUUCUGAUGGAUUAAUUUAUUCAUUUACUAGUGAUAAAGAUGAGCAGCGAUUUAAUCAACGUACCUUUACACCCGACCAACUAUCGGUUAUUGAUCAACAAUCAAUUGUCUUGAACAUUCAUGUUAAUGAUACCAAACAACAGAUCAUUGGUUUUGGUGGUGCUUUUACUGAUGCUUCAGGAAUUAAUAUUAAUUCACUUCCGGCUGAUUUACAAGUUCUAUUGUUGAGAGAUUAUUUUGGUCCAAAAGGAUUAGAAUAUAAUAUUGGUCGAGUUUGUGUCGGUGGAUCUGAUUUCUCUACACAUCCUUAUACUUAUCAAGAUGAUCACCAAGAUUUAGAUUGGUCACACUUUUCAUUGACCACUGAAGAUUUUCAAUACAAAAUUCCUUUGAUUAAAAUGGCCAAUGAACUUUCGGGAGGAUUGAAACUCUUUGGUUCUAUGUGGUCACCACCAUCUUGGAUGAAAUACCAAGAAAGGAUUAAUGGUACUGGAGUGUUAAAAGGAGAUCCUGGUGGACCUUAUUGGAAAGCGAUGGCUACUUAUUUGGUCAAGUUUUUAGAUGAGUAUAAGAAGAAUGGACUUGAGUUCUGGGGACUGACUACUCUUAAUGAGCCGAGUGCUGGUUUUAAGCCAAAUUACAGAUUCAACUCUCUUGGUGUAUCAGCGGAAAUGUUCAGAGAUUGGAUUGCAAAUGACCUUGGUCCAGAAUUGGAAAAAGCUGGUUAUGGAAAAGAUAAACUUAAAUUGAUGAUUGUAGAUGAUAAUAUAUCCUUGGUGUUUUUAUAUGUUACCAGAAUUCUCGGUUCUUCCCAAUCAUCAAAAUAUGUUUCUGGUAUCGCUACUCAUUGGUAUGAAAAUGAAGCAUUUGGUUAUAGUGAUUUUGAACGAGUUCAUGAAAUGUUUCCUGAUUAUUUCAUUCUUCCAACGGAGGCUUGUGUUGAAGGAGAUCCAAACCUUGGGUCUUGGAAUCUUGGUGAGCGAUAUACUUCCGAUAUCAUUGAAACUCUCAAUCAUUGGGGAACUGGUUGGGUUGAUUGGAAUUUAGCUCUCGAUAUGAUCGGUGGUCCUAAUUGGGUUUCCAAUUUCGUCGAUGCUCCGAUUAUCGUUAACUCUCAAGCUCGUGAAUAUUACAGACAACCCACUUACUAUGCUUUAGCUCAUUUUACUAAAUUUCUAAAACCAGGAUCAACCAGAUUAGGUUUCGAUGUGAUCAGAAAAGAUCCAAAUGUUAAAUCAACUGUAUUCAGAAAUAUCGAUGAUCAAAUUGUAAUUGUUUCUCUAAACAAAAAUGAUUAUCCAGUUAAUUUAACAAUUAAUUUCACUCCAUCUCAAACUACUAAUAGUAUUGGUAUAACUCUGGGUCCUAAAUCAAUUGAAACAAUCGUAAUCAAUAAAUAAUGGUCAAAACUAACUUGAUCAAAAUUCUUAAAUAAAUAAACUCAAUUUCUAAUACUUG
Panonychus citri (citrus red mite) is the source of this 1678-nucleotide messenger RNA. RefSeq names its product putative glucosylceramidase 4. The record is from RefSeq and is a predicted model, not a curated record. The transcript is spliced from 4 exons. Lineage: Eukaryota; Metazoa; Arthropoda; Arachnida; Trombidiformes; Tetranychidae. The coding region runs from base 31 to 1620 and encodes 529 amino acids. Gene Ontology annotation, biological process: glucosylceramide catabolic process. Gene Ontology annotation, molecular function: glucosylceramidase activity.